UCAUGAUUGCAGACACCUCUUCUAUAGCCGGCUACACCAUCUUGCGGGAAGAGCCCAGCGACGUCGCUCCAGACCUGUCCACGCAACGCCCAGCGCAUCCUCUCGAUCAGCUAUCGAUUGAAGAAGUCCAGCUCGCUGCCAAGCUUAUCAAGGAGCAUGCCAGCCCAAGAACACUGAAAUUCAACUGCCUCACUCUUCGCGAGCCGAAGAAGAAUGAGUACGCAGCUUUCAAGGCGGGAAGCGGACCUCGCCCUGACCGCCGCGCUUUUGCAAUCGUGAUCGAGAAGGGAUCCUCCCAGGUCUCCGAGGUUGUCGUCAACCUGAGGAGCUCCCAGGUCGAGAUCUGGAGGGACGUCACGGAUGUCAGUCCCACCCUUACACUGGAGGACCUCGAUGUCUGCGAGACCGUGGCGCGUAAAGACCCGCGUGUGAUCGAUGCGUGCCGCGAACUCGGCAUCCAUGACAUGUCAAAGGUCUUCAUCGAUGCAUGGGCCAUCGGGUUUGACCACCGUUGGGGCACCGAUCGCCGUCUGCAGCAGGGCAUUGUCUACUAUCGCAACUCUGCCGGCGACAACCAGUAUGCCCACCCCCUGGACUUCUCGGUUGUUGUCGACACGGAGAAGGAAGAAGUCCUGUCUGUCGAUAUUCGUCAUGUCAAUGGCGAGCGCACCAAGGUACCUCUGGGAGAGCACAACUACAUGCCGGCCUUCAUCGGCAACGACUACCAGCACGGCAGGCUUAAGCCCAUCGAUAUCACCCAGCCCCAGGGCGUAUCGUUCCGCAUGUCUGGCAACGAAAUCUCCUGGGCCGGACUGAAGAUGCACAUUGGCUUCAACUAUCGUGAGGGCAUCGUCCUCUCUGAUGUCCGCAUCGAUGACCAGGCGGAAGGCCGCGAACGCAGCCUCUUCAACCGCAUCAGCGUGGUCGAGAUGGUGGUGCCGUACGGUAACCCGGACCCACCUCACCACCGAAAGCACGCCUUUGACGUUGGCGAGUACGGCACUGGUCUUAUGACCAACUCUCUCAAGCUUGGCUGCGACUGCAAGGGUGUCAUUCAUUACAUUGAUGCCAUCAUGGCUGUGAGUUCUGGUGAGGCGGCGAUUCUCAAGAAUGCCAUUUGUGUUCAUGAAGAGGACAACGGUAUCCUCUAUAAGCACACAGACUACCGCGAUGGCACUGUCAUCUCGGCCCGCGACCGGAAGCUCAUCAUCUCCCAAAUCAUCACGGCUGCCAACUACGAGUACUGCUUCUACCACACGUUUACCCUGGACGGCACUUACAAGCUGGAGAUCAAGCUCACGGGCAUGCUGAAUACUUACUGUAUGCAUCCCACCGAGACUGCAGCGCCGUACGGCACUGAGGUUGCGCCAUCCAUCAAUGCCCACAACCACCAGCACAUUUUCUCCCUGCGUGUGGAUCCCGAGGUGGACGGCCCCAACAACACGAUUGUCCAGAACGACGCCGUGCUCUCCGACGAGCCCCUCGGAUCAGCCGGGAACCCAUACGGAAACGGUUUCUACUGCAAGAAGACACCUCUUCGGACAGCUCUCGAAGGUGCAGCAGACUACUGCUACGAGACUGGUCGGUCCUGGGACAUUAUCAACCCCAACAGCAUCAACACUGUGGCCAAGAAACCCGUUGCCUACAAGAUUCUGAACAACAACUGCCCAACCAUCCUCGCCAAGGCGGGAAGCCCGGUCUGGAAGCGGGCGGGGUUCGCGCGUAAGGCGCUGUGGGUCACCCCGUACAGGGACUACGAGCUGUUCCCCGCUGGCGACUACGUCUGUCAGUCCAGCGGCGAGGAUGGUCACCCUUUCAACGAGACGGUGGUCGACUGGGCCGCCAGGGACGAGCCGAUUGAGAACAUGGAUAUAGUCUGCUAUAUCCAGUUCGGCCUCACCCACUUCCCGCGAACCGAGGACUUCCCAGUCAUGCCGGCCGAGCCUGUCGGUGUAAUGAUCCGGGCUUCCAAUUUCUUUAAAAAGAACCCGGCGCUCUGGGUCCCUCCCUCGGUUGUCGAGGCUGACAAGACGUCCAAAAACGCGUUUUCAAGGGCUGACAAUGAGCCUGCUGCGUCAUGCUGCGUCAACAGGGACAGCAAGCUUUAGUGGUAUGCAUCUGGGGCCCAUGAGGCUUCCAAGGUUGGCAGCGUCACAUUCAAUGUGGGGACAUGAACGGGAGACAUACGCUGGAGCUGGUAGUGGUUCUUAUUUCCAGUACUGUGUAGUUAGA
Molecule: messenger RNA, 2232 nt
Organism: Diaporthe batatas
Lineage: Eukaryota; Fungi; Ascomycota; Sordariomycetes; Diaporthales; Diaporthaceae
Exons: 2
Coding region: 3-2108 (701 amino acids)
Biological process (GO): amine metabolic process
Molecular function (GO): copper ion binding; primary methylamine oxidase activity; quinone binding
Source: RefSeq, a predicted model, not a curated record